This is a messenger RNA of Neoarthrinium moseri, 2016 nucleotides long. RefSeq lists its product as uncharacterized. The transcript is spliced from 2 exons. NCBI's taxonomy places the organism in Eukaryota, Fungi, Ascomycota, Sordariomycetes, Amphisphaeriales, Apiosporaceae. The coding region runs from base 1 to 2016 and encodes 671 amino acids. The record is from RefSeq and is a predicted model, not a curated record.
AUGCUGCAAGGCCAGGCUGAGGCUGCCCGCACCUCUGCCAAUCCUCCCAUGGAUGACAGCCCACGGCGGUCGAUAAUGGUUUCGCCUGGUAUUGCCCGCGACCGAACCCGUGGAAUACCGCCUAAAGAGCCCGAACUUAAUAUAUGGUCUCUUGCUUCAGAUCAUGUAAAGCAUCAUAAUCAUCGCUCCCAGUCACCAAUUGGGUCCGGUUUCGACGGGCCGCCAACCCCUUUGAGUGAUGAAGCUGGAUGUUCUGGCUCGGACCUUGUAUCCCAUUCCUCGGCCCAGACCGAACACAUACCAGGACAUUAUAUCCCGACCGAGGCUGGCUCAGAAAUGUUGGGGUCGGUUGACUGGCAGAAAAGCUGGUUCAAGCACAAGCCUCGCCGCGCACACAAUGUUUCAGAAGUGACAGCACCGGACCCUACUGUUCACAAGCAUGCUGUCGACUUGUUCUCGAUGGCGGGAUUUGAGGAUGAGAGUAGUGAAGAAGAUGCCGGGAAGGUCACAAUAUGUCCACUUGUCGACCAACACCAUGCGCGGUUUCAUGCAAUUCAGGCAUUUGCACUGAAGUCAUGUCCUGAGCUGCACCGCAUGGUUGGGAGUGAUGACGAAGGUAUAACGCAUAGUCCUCGUUCUUCAACAGCUCACCGAGACUUGGUCCCCCGAAGCUUUGGCUUUCGAUCUCAACCUCGUGCUACUGCGAGAAAUGCGAUCUCUAGACGCCUUCGAUCUUUAGGAAGAAGAUUUCGACGAUCUUCUUCAAACUACUCCAUUCGAUCAGAUUUCCCAGUGCCCCCCAACGCGAAAGAACGCCGACUAUUGUCGCGUGACUCGGCUGAUAUAUACCCCUCUUCGGGUGAAGAAUCCCCGAUGUUCAACACGCCAGCAUCUGGUGUCACGCCGUUGGACUUCCCUGUUCAACCUGGGAGUCUCUUGGACUUAGCAAGCGAGCUUGCGCUGUCUUCGGAGGAUCCAAAGCAAAGCUAUUGUGCCGACCAGAGCCAAGUACCAGCCGUUGGAAAGGACACUGAAAAUCAGCCGUCUGCGCUUGAUCCGUGUUACGCUUCACCGUCGCCUCCCUACAGCUCUAGUAGCAAUGCAAGCCCUCUUUCACAACCACAAAGACAUAGGCAGAGAAGAGGAAAAGCGCGUCGUAGUCGUUUGUCAGAGGUAACCACACCAGACGACCUUCGAACUCAAGAUAACACAGCACAACUUAAUGGUACACCUUCUAGUCCAAUAGAUGACUCUGCCAUUAUCGAAUCUGAGGACGACGAGUUUGAUGAGGCUUACCCAAAGCCGUUGGUAAUCAAUCGAGCGCGUAACGAUACCUCUCAACUUCAGCACAUUUCGCACACUGAUCCCGUAUCACCAUAUGGUCAAGAACAGGAUUUAUCGGUUCUGCUGCCCCUCCAGGAAACAACCAAAUUGACCGACGCCGGGUUUUUGCUAGAUCGCCGGCUUCUUGAGUCCAAGGAUAAGGAGGGGAUUCCCGAGCGCUCAUUUUCUGUGGGCAAACCAUGCCGAGCAGCCUCUUUGCGCGCAAGAGACACUUUAUCGAUAUCAGGUCGCACCGAAUCAGCACUGAACUUGGACAGGAGCUCGCCAUCGGCUUCUAGAUCGGACUCCCCGCUUGUUGUAUCAUCAGAGCCCGCUCAAGUCGUACCGGUCCCAGUGCAUCUAAGUUCGAAGGCAUCGCCAUAUCAAGGGGCAGGCGUCUCCGAAGCGAUAACACCACCCAGUCUGAAGACGUCUUCUUGCCACCCGGAUACAUGGAAUACGUCUCAGGGGGAGCCUGGCGAUUCGGAUCCUUUCUGUCCCCCCGAAUGCGACUCACGACACAGUCACGAAACCAUACUAUCAGAUUCUCGGCCUACCAGAAUGUUCAGACAAAGUACCAGUGGCACAGUGGUCGUGCUGGAUUGCGUUGAAUCCAGUGGCAGUGAAGGCAAUGCGGGUGGAGAUAAAGAGAGUACGCUAGGGGGUGACCAUGAGCGCGUGUUGUUGGGCUGA